Molecule: messenger RNA, 4743 nt
Organism: Colossoma macropomum (tambaqui)
Lineage: Eukaryota; Metazoa; Chordata; Actinopteri; Characiformes; Serrasalmidae
Gene: mylk4a
Product: myosin light chain kinase family, member 4a
Biological process (GO): positive regulation of apoptotic process; intracellular signal transduction; protein phosphorylation
Cellular component (GO): nucleus; cytoplasm
Molecular function (GO): ATP binding; protein serine/threonine kinase activity
Source: RefSeq, a predicted model, not a curated record
UUAGGGAGGCAGGUUCAUUCUAUUCUUAAAGCUAACUCUAGCUGGACGAGUUGCAGGAGUGUGGAAAGAAACAAGGGCACACUGGUCAUUGUAGGACUUCAGAUUUGCUUGGUGCUUUUUGAAAGAAAGGAGAGGUUAUUUAUCUUCUGAGGUAUUGUUUUCCAUUUAUAUCUUAUUCCUGGAUUUAUUAUAAAUAAUUAAGACAACAAAACUGGCUGCAUUGUGCAAAGAAGUUGGCAACAGAGAGACUGCGGUAUUUGUGAUAGACUGGCUUCUUGCUAGUUAGCAUUGUUUUUUUUUGCGAUCAUGACUUCUGUGGAAACUGGUCCUGGAAUUGACCUUAUCCAGGUCAGGAUUGAGUCUCUGAGCAGCAAAAUGGACACUCUUAUAAGCAUCCAGGAGAAGGUCCUGAGCCGUCUUGACAGCAUGUCCCAGGACAUUGAUGGGAUAGAGAGGGACAUGGAAACUCUGAAACUGGACAAGGAGGAGAUCAGUCCUCCUCCAGCAACAUGCAACGAAGGACCAGCUCGAGGAGUCAGAGGCGAGAUGAAGGAAAUGUGCCAAGAAAUGAGCAGCAUCAUGACAGCGGUCAACCAGCGUUCGGAGCAGCAGGCCCAGAAGCUUGAGGGCAUGGAAAGGCUGGUGCUGAGCAUCCAGCAGGUCGUCAGCUUCAUUGGGGAAACCGUCAAGACGUCCAAAGUCAUGGAGCUCAUGUUUAAGGGGCCAGCAGCACGCAAGCACAAAACGUCUUUAAGCUUGGGGCCCAAGAACAGGGAUAACAAAGGCAAACAAACCGCUAAGAAACAGGCCUCCGGUGAGGUUCCUCCAGGCAAGAAAGCGGCCUCUAUUAAACCUGUUAAAGGGACAGAAGAGUUAACCCUGGCAUGUGAACCCAGCAGCUUGGAGUCUACUCACAAGCUAAAACUUCACGGACCAAAGCAUUUCCUUUCCUCAAAGAAAUCCUUCAACUUUUUGAAGGAUCACAAGGUGAAAGAUGGAAAGGAGAAGUCGCGUCUAAGCUUCAAGGGCUUGAAGGCACAGAAGAAAAAGAAGCCCCCAGACACCACAGAUGCUGCCUCUCUGAAGAAGCAGGCCCUGCUGCUGGAGGAAGUUCAGAAGCUGAACAGAGAAAAUGCUGAGCGUUCGACAGUGUCUGUGGGGAUGGAGGUUGAGGCAACUCUCAGCCAAAACCUUCUGGACUUCAUCCUGGAGGAAACCAAGGCUCCAAUUGCCGAGCAAGAGGAGCUCUCAGAGGAGGAACGGGAUGUCGGUGUGGAGCUGAAAGAGGAGGAGGAGGAGGUAGUGAAGGUGGAGAAUGGACCAGAGGAGAUGCCAAAGGAGGAAAAAGAGGAGAUCACAAAGGUCCCUGAAGAAGAGGGAAGGGAGGAAGGUUCUGACAGUGUCCCUGCUGUAGAGACUGAGAGCUGUGAAUCAGAACAAGUGGAUGAAAUGACCACUAGCAGCAAGCGGCGUGUGACAGAGGAGGACCUUGAGCUGGAGGACCACAAGAAGAGCAGGGUGGAGGAAGGUGACGAUGAGGAGGAAAACCAGGCUGAGGUGCCUGAAGAUGUGCUUGCUGUUUUCAAAGCGGACGGAGUGGAAAUCCAUAUAGAUUUCAGCAAACAGAAGCAACAGGAGGAUAACAUACCUGACGAAUCCGAGUGCGAGCAGUUCUUCAUUGACUGCACCCCACCACCACCCGCCCCCUUCAGCCACCGUGUGGUUUCAGCCAAACCCAACCAGAUCAACAACUUCUACACCAUCAACCGGCAGGAGAUCCUGGGAGGAGGCCGUUUUGGUCAGGUGCACAAGUGUAUCGAGAACUCCUCUGGACUCACUCUGGCAGCAAAGAUCAUCAAAGCACGGAGUCAGAAGGAAAAGGAGGUGGUAAAGAAUGAGAUUCAGGUGAUGAACCAGCUGGACCACGCCAACCUGAUCCAGCUGUACGCAGCCUAUGAAUCCCGGAAUGAUAUCAUCCUCGUCCUUGAAUAUGUGGACGGUGGGGAGCUUUUCGACAGAAUCAUCGACGAGAACUAUAAGCUGACAGAACUGGACACAGUCAUGUUCAUCAGACAGAUCUGCGAGGGUCUGCGCUACAUGCACAAAAUGUACAUCCUCCAUCUGGACCUUAAGCCAGAGAACAUUCUUUGUGUUAGCAGACUGACAAACAAGGUCAAGAUCAUCGACUUUGGACUUGCAAGAAAGUACAAGCCGAGGGAGAAGUUACGGGUGAAUUUUGGCACUCCAGAGUUUCUCGCCCCAGAGGUGAUCAACUACGACUUUGUGUCCUUCAACACGGACAUGUGGAGCCUUGGAGUGAUCGCCUACAUGCUCUUGAGUGGUCUGUCACCUUUCCUUGGGGACGAUGACAACGAGACGCUGAACAACAUCUUGUCCUGCCAGUGGAACUUUGAGGAAGACGAGUUCUUGGGCAUUUCAGACGAGGCCAAGGACUUCAUCUCCAAACUGCUUGUCUUCAAUAAAAGCUGGAGAAUAGGUGCAGGCGAAGCUCUGAAGCACCCCUGGCUUUCAGACCCAGAGCUCCACCAUCUCCUGCAUGGGAAGAGGAACAUGUGCCGAUCGCGUAGAAAUUCAUGUGUGCCUCCCCCAGAGAGCUAAUAAACAUGCUGGCUUGCUUUGAUUCUGCCAGCUGAGGCCAUCUGGACCAAGCCUGCUGUGCCAUCAGUUACUGGACAUUACUUGUACACAUUUACCUACCUGUUAGCCUGCUCUGUCUGGAUCACGUCUUGCACAAUUUUUGCCAUUCUGGUAAUUACAGUCACAUUUUGUGUUACGUUUGUGGAAAGUGCACUUUCAGCUGCUUUUUAAAAUUGUUGCAUAUAUUUGAGAGUUAAUAUAUAAAACAACAACAUUAGUAUUAUCGUCUCAGGUUUAAGAUAACACUUAUGAAUUUGGCAUGAAAAGAUCACGAGCAGGUGGGUCGUGUAACAAAAUGACUCAUUGCGCAAUGUCCAAGAAUUUGGACAGACUGUUGUAAAAAUAAUCUAACAGUUAAAAUUAAAACCAAGUAGAUUGUCUCCUUAUAGCAGCAGCCCUUAAAGGGACAUUGCUUUGGCCUGCUGGUAACAUGCCUACUCGCCUCUUACAGCAGUGCCGCAGUAGUCUCUGAGCGAGCUUUCCUGGUUUAAAGACGAGGAAAGCCCCCUAUUGAUGAUGCGUCUUGAAGGUGAAAGUAAAAUUUCGAAAGACUACAAGUUGUUUGAAAUGAAUUAUUCCUUUGACAAUGAAAAACAUUUGAGGACUGAAUUGAUUGAAGUUAAUGCUACAUCAGUAAAGCUACCCAACAACACAGAUGUAUUUAUCAGCCUCAGCAUCAGUGGCCAGCAGUCAGGAUGUGUUGAGGGCAGUGCAUGCUGGUUAUUGUAGUGAGAGAACAUUGAUGGAUAAAAAUGAUACAAAAUUGUGAAUUCUGUUAAAGCGAUGAAUUUGAGGGAUGCAAUGAUGUGCUAGAAAUAUUACAUAACAUAACAAAUAACAAAUUAAAUACAAAUUUUAGGCCCGAUUGCUGUUUUAAGUUGUUAAAUUCAGAGUACAGCACUUUCAUCAAUCAUCAAUUUCAUAAAGUACCAAUACAUUUGACCAAUACAGGUUUGUAUAAUACCUGUAUGAGUCAAACGUAUUGAUACUUAAUGAAAUUGCACUGAAUGUAAAAGCUAAAUGCAAAGACACGUUGUGACUGAAAUGACCAGAGGGCAUCAUUUUGAUCUGUAUCUUUGACCUUUGAUAGACUGUCUGUCUUUGCAGCAGGAUGAGUUUGUUUUAUAGAAGUGCUGAGUUGUGUUGUGUGAUGCUCAGUAUUACCUGCAUCGUUGUGUAUGUUGUGCCAAGUUUGAGCUCCUUGUGAAAUGUAAAAUGAAAUUAUGAAAAAAAGACGGACAAAGAAUGUUAUGACGGAAUUUUAUAUAGUUUAUUGACAAAAAAUUUACAUGGUAGAAUCUCUUAUAAUUAAAUGUCUCCCACCAUAGAUGGGUAGAUAGAUAAUAGAUAGCUAGAUAGAUAAUUACAUGUACAUAAUGUGGUUAUAGCUUAAAAGUUAGAGGUAUUUUAGUGAAGCAUGAUCUCUUGCAGUGUUUCUGUACAUGAAUAUUAUUUGGUUUCCUCUAAUGUUGCAAUGUAGAACCCAAUUGUGCUAGCUAUAUUUGUUUUUAAAUCGUCGGUUCUGUGUUAUUUGUCCAAAGAGGUAAAUUUACAAGCCUCUCGACUGUGAGUACUGUAACGGUUGAUUUUACCAAGAUUGACUCAUGCAUAAAAUCUAAUAGAGGUGUAAUCAUCACAGGAAUAAGUAUGAAUUGAUAUGAACUGGAGGGAUGCCAAAAUUUGUUGUAUUGCCCUUUCAUAUUGGAUUAUACAGUACAGUGCAGAAGUCCGAGACCACCCUUCAUUUCAUUUAAUUCAUUUCUAGUCAGAAUGACCAUGAAGUACAAGUUCAGAGUCAGUAAAAAAGCAGAAAACAGAUUUGCAUAUAUUGCACAGCUCCAAAGUUCAGUCUUAGAAGAUGGUUUUGCAUUUUUUGCUUCUUACAAUCCAAGUAAUCCCAAACACACCUAGUGCUGUUGAGAUCUGGACUCUGAAGUGGUCAGUCUGUUGUUCUGAGAAGACCUGCAGCAUUUCAGCACGAUAGAGAAACACCUGUGGAUGUUUUCAGAUCUGAAGCAGCUUGAUUUUUUUUCCUCUCUUUCAAAGAUGAAAGCUUUAAGAGCUGUUUAUCUGAUGGGGACAGUU